Molecule: messenger RNA, 2066 nt
Organism: Raphanus sativus (radish)
Lineage: Eukaryota; Viridiplantae; Streptophyta; Magnoliopsida; Brassicales; Brassicaceae
Product: 4-coumarate--CoA ligase-like 2
Exons: 4
Coding region: 1-1671 (556 amino acids)
Cellular component (GO): peroxisome
Molecular function (GO): CoA-ligase activity
Source: RefSeq, a predicted model, not a curated record
AUGGCAUUAGAUCGGAAAAGUGGUUUCUGCGAGUCAAACUCCAUUUUCUACAGCAAGCGCGACCCCAUGAUCCUCCCCCCUCCAGACCAACACCUCGACGUCACGACGUUCAUCUCGUCGCAGCCUCACCGCGGUAAAACCGCCUUCGUAGACGCCGUCACCGACCGUCGCCUCGGCUUCUCCGAGCUCUGGCUCGGCGUGAAGAGAGUCGCCGCUCGUCUUUAUUCGCUAGGCGUUCGCAAGGGCGAUGUCGUCGUCAUACUCUCUCCCAACUCCAUCCUCUACCCCGUCGUCUCCCUCUCCGUGAUGUCUCUCGGCGCCGUCAUCACCACGGCGAACCCGAUCAGCACUUCCGGCGAAAUCUCCAAACAGCUCGAGGAUUCUCUCCCCGUCCUCGCCUUCACCACCUGCCAACUCGUCUCCAAACUCGCCGCCGCCGCCGCCGCCGCCGCCGUCUCCGCCGCGUCGGAAGCGAACCUCCCGGUGGUUCUCAUGGACGGAGACGACGGAGUAAAAGCUCACGAGAAAGGCGUGAAGAUAGUGGGGAGCUUGGAGACGAUGAUGGAGAGUGAACCGAGCGAGUCACGAGCGAAGCAGCGAGUCAACCAGGACGACACGGCGGCUUUACUAUACUCAUCAGGCACGACGGGGAAAAGCAAGGGAGUGAUGAUAACGCACCGUAACCUAAUCGCUUUGGCACACACGUACCGGCUCCGGUUCGGUUUAGAGCAGCGAACCGUCUGCACGAUCCCGAUGUGCCACGUGUUCAGCUUCGGCGGUUUCGCCACGAGCUAUAUCGCGUUGGGAUGGACGACGGUGGUUCUCCCCAAGUUCGAGAUGUCCAAGCUUCUCUCCGCCGUGGAGGUUCACCGUCCCACGCACCUCACUCUCGUCCCUCCGAUGGUGGUGGGGAUGGUUAACGGAGCGAAGGAGAUCAACUCCAAGUACGACGUGAGUUCGCUGCACACCGUCGUGGCUGGAGGAGCUCCGCUGAGCAGAGAGGUGAUCGAGAAGUUCGUUAGGAAUUAUCCGAACGUUAAGGUGCUGCAAGGCUAUGGUUUGACCGAGACAACGGCUAUAGUUGCUACUAUGUUCACUAAAGAGGAGACUGAGAGGUUCGGUUCCUCUGGUUUGCUUUCUCCGAACGUGGAGGCUAAGAUUGUGGAUCCGGAGACGGGUCGGUUAUUGGGUGUGGGCCAAACCGGUGAGCUCUGGCUCCGGAGCCCCACUGUGAUGAAAGGUUAUUACAAGAACGAAGAAGCUACUGCAGCUACUAUAGAUUCAGAUGGGUGGUUGAAGACUGGUGACUUGUGUUACAUUGACAGUGAAGGUUUUGUGUUUGUUGUUGAUAGAUUAAAGGAGCUAAUCAAAUGCAAUGGUUAUCAGGUUGCUCCAGCUGAACUAGAGGCACUGUUGCUUGCUCAUCCAGAGAUUGAUGACGCAGCAGUAAUACCUAUCCCUGAUGAGAAAGCUGGGCAGUAUCCAAUGGCAUAUAUUGUAAGAAAAGCUGGAAGUAACUUAUCCGAAAGUGAAAUCAUGGGCUUCGUUGCAAAACAGGUAUCACGGUACAAGAAGAUACGUAAAGUCGUAUUUUUAGGUUCAAUCCCCAAAAAUCCAUCUGGCAAGAUUUUGAGAAGAGAGCUUAAAAAGCUCACAACUUCAAAACUCUAGCAGGAAGUUUUGUCCACCAUCCAUCAUUUCUCGUACUUCACUGUUAGUUAACUCAUUUAUAUGGUUAACCGAUUAUUAACUUCCUCUAUAGAAGUCUCUGAAUAAACUGAAUAUUGCUAUUCAGUACUGCAAAUGCUAAUCAGAAAAAACAAAUGAUUGUCAGACUCUAACAACCCUAAAGCCUAAGAUCGCCAGGCUCAGCCACCCUGGCAUGACUUAAAGCUCUAAGUCUCUUGCCGUGAGGAUAACUGUCAUCUUCAUCCGUUAAACUGUCUAUGUGGUAUUUCUCUACAUAGACAAGAAAAAGUUGCAACUUCUUGAGUUUGAUACUUGUAUACCAGUAGUUGUAUAAUUUUAGCAAAAUACAGUUCUUUCUAAAACGUUUCAAAGGCACA